AUGGCACGUGAAGACACGGCAUCUCAAAAGAUCUCCACCGUUGGUGGGUUCAUCGCUGGUGGACUAGCAGCGUGUGGUGCAGUCACCUUCACAAACCCAAUCGAGUUGGUGAAGACUCGUAUGCAACUACAGGGUGAGUUGUCGAAAACGAAAGGACCCAAGGUGUACAAGAACCCAUUGCAAGCGUUAGUCUUGAUCUACAAAAAUGAAGGUAUUAGAGGUAUCCAGAAGGGUCUUGCAUGUGCAUACGUGUACCAGCUAGGUUUGAACGGGUGCCGUCUUGGUCUAUAUGAACCAACGAGAAAUAUUUUCAACUCGGUGUUCUAUCCUGAAGUAGACCCUCGUCGUGUGCAGAACAUUCCAAUCAAUGUUGCCGCAGGUGCAAUCUCAGGUAUCGCCGGUGCCAUCAUCGGUUCCCCAAUGUAUUUGGUGAAAACUAGAAUGCAGUCAUAUUCGGCUCAGAUCCAGAUCGGUGAGCAGACACACUAUAAAUCCGCAUGGCAAGGCCUACGUGCGAUCUACAGCGCAGAAGGAGUGAAGGGUCUGUUCAGAGGUGUCGACGCAGCCAUUCUGAGAACAGGUGCUGGUUCGGCAGCUCAACUACCAAUAUAUAACUUCACCAAAAAUGAGAUGAUGAGUUCCGGAUUCUUCAGCGAAGGUCCAGCGUUGCAUUUGGGUGCUUCUGUUGUCGCUGGUUUUGGUGUCGGUAUUGUGAUGAACCCUUGGGAUGUCAUAUUGACCAGAGUGUACAACCAGAAGGGUGAUCUCUAUUCAGGCCCUGUCGACUGUUUUGUGAAAACGAUCAAGAGCGAAGGUAUCAUGGCAUUGUAUAAAGGUUUCGGUGCCCAGAUCUUGAGAAUUGCUCCUCAUACAGUUCUAACCUUAACAUUUAUGGAACAAACAAUGAGCUUGGUGUAUAAAGUUGAGACUAAGCUUCUUGCAUAA
This is a messenger RNA of Pichia membranifaciens NRRL Y-2026, 945 nucleotides long. RefSeq lists its product as hypothetical. Lineage: Eukaryota; Fungi; Ascomycota; Pichiomycetes; Pichiales; Pichiaceae. The record is from RefSeq and is a predicted model, not a curated record. The coding region runs from base 1 to 945 and encodes 314 amino acids. The transcript has a single exon.